AUGAAGCUUGAUCUUCUUCCAUGGCCACCGCAGCUCACACAUGUCGUCCAAAGGCUUGCUCUUGGGUGUCGGCGUGAAGCUGGCGGCGUCUUCUGCGUCCGGUGUAUCUUCGACGUCGGGACCAUCGCCUUCACCGUCGACGUCUUCGUCCGCAUCGUGAAUCUCAGCGGGGUCCACAUGGUCGGUGGCUUCGUUGCGUGGCGCUUCCGCGAUGAGCGCCGCGGUCGGACGUUCGGCCACGCGAGCGAGACGACGGACAGUGCGCGGGCAGUGCGCCGCGUGCUGCCGGCGGAUGCCGCAGCGGAUUCAGACCUGAACUCCAUUCGGCGCUACGACCCGAGUCUUCGCUUCCGGUCGAUCGGCUCGGACAUUGCGCUGAAGGACGUGUUAAGCGGCCUCAACGUGCGCGUGACUGUGCGAUACCCCGCGCCCGAGGAUGCGACGGUGCGCGACGUUCUUGGUCUCUUCCGCAGCGCAGCUUGGGUCAACUUUAUGAUCCGGUAUGUCGUGCCAUAUCUCAAGACGUCGACGCCCGUCAACAAGGAGGUCCUCGCCAGCCUCGAACACGUGAAAUGUGCUGGCGACGACGAGUGUGUCAUUUGCAUGGGUGCUAUGAAGGAUGCUGUGAAGCUGCCGUGCGGGCACCUCUUCCACACGAACUGCAUCGACGCUUGGUUGCGCAUGCGUAGUACCUGUCCAACCUGCCGCCACCGGCUCCAGAACGAGUUCUCGGGGCGGUACGCUUUUCGCGGCAUCAACACGGCACUCAUUGUCGAAGACGUCGAUGAUGCUAUCGCCCCCUCGGCCCUGCAGGCUUUUGAUCUGAGCGGAAAGACGGUCAAGGCCAUUGUGCACGUGUCGCUCGUUCCAGUCGCGCACUUUUCGGAGCGACAGACAUUUCCUUGCGAGCUCAAUGCGGUCGUCGUGCCACAAUCCGCGCUUGCGCAACACAUAGAAGCCCGCGUCGCGAAGCGUAAAAACAGCGCUGUCGCUGUCGACACGAAGCAUCCGCGCGUCGUCUAAGCUGCAUGUACCAAGCAAGUUCUAAAUAGCAUACUGUACAAGUGCACCGG
Messenger RNA from Saprolegnia parasitica CBS 223.65, 1073 nucleotides. RefSeq lists its product as hypothetical. Lineage: Eukaryota; Oomycota; Saprolegniomycetes; Saprolegniales; Saprolegniaceae. The transcript is spliced from 2 exons. Gene Ontology annotation, molecular function: zinc ion binding. The coding region runs from base 1 to 1023 and encodes 340 amino acids. The record is from RefSeq and is a predicted model, not a curated record.